UCUUAUAACAUUUUUAUCUUAAAAAAAAUAUGAAGGGGGUUGAAAUUAAAAAAAGUGAAAAGUUCAAAAAAAAAAAAACAUAAGAAGAGCAAAACACCAUGCACCUAGUUGAAUCUAUUUUUCCUAUAUCUUAUGCGGGUUGUGUCUUGCUUGGAGGAUCCAUGAGGAUGAGCUAGACUAGGUACGUAGCUGCACGAAUUUCCGGCUGUGUCUACAAAAACUCUUUGGAACUCCUUGUCUAUGGCUCUGUAGAGAUGUUGCACGAGCCGUAGAGAACGGAGACAGAGAUGUUGCAGGCUCCUCAGCUAUGCUUGGCUUCUCUGGAGGAUGACUAACCCCACGGAACGAGCUAGAACCAGCUUCAUCAUCACCAGCAGCCACAACCUCUUCAAUCUCCAGCAAAGGAUAGUUUGAUUCCAUCGUUGGCGGCCUUACCACAGGCUCAAACUCUUGAAAAUGAUUCAGAUAACCACCAAAGUGACCCAUCAUCUCGUCUCUAUGCCUCUUAAGCUCACCAACUCUUUCCAUAUCCAGCAUUCAUACGAGAUCUUUAACACUCCAAAACAAAUCUUUUUAUACCUUAUGAAAAAGCCAAACAUGUCAACUAAAUCAAUCAAACAAAAUGAGACCAUUGUUCUGAAUCUUGUCUGAGAAUAAAUAACUAAGCACAAUAGAACACAAUAGAAGUUGUAACACGUGAUUUGGUGAUAAACAAAGACCAACAUGCAAGGAUCAGACUUUUUAGUGAGAAACAAACAUCACACCAAAAGACCUUGAAAUGAACCCACUUGAAAAACUAGAGGAUCCUUACUUACUAAAGAUCAAUUUCAAAGCAAAAGAAAUGGUUUUGAUAUAUUCCCAAAAUCAGUAGAUCAUUGAUUAUUAUCAAACCGAGAGUAUCAGACUCAACAAAUGAAGAAAGUGAAGGACUUCAAUAACCACCACACCAACAACUUCAAUUAAGCAAGCUCCCACAAGGGUCAAGAACCAAAUUCUCAAAGGUGAAAGCUUUAUUACUUUUUCUCAAAACAUAAACCUAACCUGUGUGCGAAGAAGACGCCGCGGCGGAGGAAGACGUGAGGUUGACGAGAAUGAGUCUCUGAGUCGGCUGAUGGAGUCGGAGUCGUCGCGGAGAGGUCAUCGUCGGAGUCGCCGGUUGAUGGAGUCGGAGUCGUCGCGGAGACACGAGAGAAAGAGAGAGGAUGCUUUGGUCGAGAGAGAGAGAGGGGUGAGAUAAUGACACGUGUCCACAAGAUCCCGUCUCUUAGAGCACCAUUAUCGCGGGCUCUUAAGAUCCGUAUUUAGUAUUUUCUGAUUUUUUAAAAAAAAUUUGGCUAAUUAGAGAGGAGACGUAGCUUAAUUAAGCCACACAAGAGACGUCUCUUGUGCACACGUGUCCUCUCUCUUUCUCUCUCCUCUCCGCGACGACUCCGACUCCAUCAACCGGCGACUCCGACGAUGACCUCUCUGCGGCGACUCCGACUCCAUCAGCCGACUCAGAGACUCACUUCUCGUCAACCUCACGUCUUCCUCCGCCGCGGCGUCUUCUUCGUACACGGGUUUUGUUGAAUUAAGCUUCUGGGUGUGAUUCUGCUAAAUUUCUGAAUAGGGUUUAGGUUUAUGUUUCUGGAUCAUCGAUUGUGUGAUCUGAUUUGAGAAAAAGUAAUAAAGCUUUCACCUUUGAGAAUUUGGUUCUUGACCCUUGUGGGAGCUUGCUUAAUUGAAGUUGUUGGUGUGGUGGUUAUUUAAGUCCUUCGUUUUCUUCAUUUGUUGAGUCUGAUACUCUGCAUGGGGUGCACGUCAACUCUUCACUUCAGAUUACAAAGGUUCAGAUCUUCCAUCUUCAAAGAGUAGAAAUUUUGUUCCUGAUCACUCUUUGAUAUGGUUUGUUUGCAGAGCUUCUUAUUGUUGACUUCAUACCCGAUAUCAAUAUUGAAACUGCUAAAUCUCUACUCAAACAACACAAGCUGCAGUUCUCAGUAGCAACAUUUCACACUUUUACUCUCUUUUCUCUCUGUUGGUCUUUGAUUUGAAAAGUUUUGAGCAUUGUUUAAUGCAGAAGCAUAAGGUAUCCAAUACUUUUCCUCCUCAAUUCAGUCUUGUCAAUAGAUUCUGGAGAUACAUUCUAGACCGCGAGGUUCUUAUCAAACUUUCUUUUGUAGCUUUAACCGGGUCGACGAGCUAUUUCCCCACGAGAAGUAUCAUAUAGCGCCAAAUCUCUCCGAAACUAUUGCCUCUGUCUAUAUGUCCCCGAGAUUAAAGUUUUAUAUCCAUUUCCCCCCGAAUACAUAGUUCGAGACCUAUUUCCCCACAAUGAUCGAAUUAGUUGGUUUAUUAUCGGUUUACUACUUUACUUGAGACUAAACCGAAAUCACGACCCAAACUAAAACCCGACCAAAAGUAAUACCCGAGCAAAAACAAAAACUAACCCGACCCUUACAUAUGUUCAUAAACCCAAAACACAGACAUCCCCAAAUCUCUGAAAACAAAAAUAAGAACCCUACAUUCUCUAUCUCUGCUUUUGAAGAAUCAUAAUGUCAGGGGCUUCAAGUGAUGUAUCUGGAGCAUCGAGUGGAGGAAGUAGUUCUCUUCGCAGAGGUGGAAAGAUAAUAGGGAUUCCAAAGAGAUGUUGGUGUGGCACUGAAAUUGUCCCUCUGAUGUCAAAAUCCGACCAUAACCCAUACAGAAGAUACUUCCGAUGUGCCCAUGCUGCAGCGAAGAAGCUUAUGAAUGAUAACCAUGUAUUCAAGUGGAUUGAUGAGGUUUUGAUAAACGAAGUUGAAUCACUCCAAUUCAAAAUUGCAAGGCAUGAAGAACAACUGAUAGAGAUGGCAAAAACAGAGACUUUGUUGGCUGAGAAAGUUCAAAUGACAGUGGAAAAAGAGAUAUUUGAUCAGGUAGAACAAGUGUUGAUAGAAGCCAAAGCAAGCAUGAAGAAAAUGAUGGUAUUAGGACUUGUUGGAUGUGUAGUAUUGGGAGUGAUAGUGGGCAAGGUUGUAUGAAGAAAAUGGUUCAGCUUGUUGUGUUUUUAAGUAAUAUUUUAAGACUGUUCCAUGUU
This is a messenger RNA of Brassica napus (rape), 3058 nucleotides long. RefSeq lists its product as uncharacterized. Gene Ontology annotation, molecular function: zinc ion binding. NCBI's taxonomy places the organism in Eukaryota, Viridiplantae, Streptophyta, Magnoliopsida, Brassicales, Brassicaceae. The record is from RefSeq and is a predicted model, not a curated record. The coding region runs from base 2535 to 3002 and encodes 155 amino acids. The transcript has 2 exons.